UAUAUCCCCUUAUCCCCUCCCUCCCUACCUAUCUCCCACGUCUUAAUACGUACGAACAUCCAUUCACCCACGUCUGUUACACAACUUUUCGUUUAUCUUGUGCUUUAUUAAUUUAAAGCUUUUGACUUUCGUUUCCAAUUUCCUCCCAUGUUCUGUCUAUAUAUACUAGGACAAGCAACCAACUUACUUUCAUUCAACUGAAUUUCGAAGUUCUGGUGUCAGAGUUCGAGCAGUCGAGAGUUGUUUGUUCUAUAGUACUAACAGCUAGCUAGCAUUUCAAUCUUCGUCAUGAUGAAAGCUAAACACGAUGCAUCAUCUUCUUCUCCUCCUCCUCCUCUGAUGGAUGAGAAGCUUAAUAAUGUGAAAUCUCCGAAAUCAGCGCUGGGAAGAUUACGUCGCAAGCUGUCUUCGAGAAAGAGUACUACUGAAAAGCAGCGUUCUCUUUCGGGUUCUGAUUUCGAGAUGACGAGCAAAUUCUGCAGCGAGCUCCAAAGGGUGUUCGAUUACUUGGACGUGGAUGAAGAUGGUAAAAUAUCUCUUGCCGAGUUGCAAGGCUGCGUGACCACAGUGGGGGGCACUAUGUCCGUGGAUGAGGCGGAAGAAACCCUGAAGUCGUCUGAUUUAAACGGGGAUGGGCUGCUGGACUUCGAGGAAUUCCAGAAGCUAAUGGAGACAAGCGGGGAAGAGGAAAAGAAUGACACGCUCAAAGAGGCUUUUGCUAUGUAUGAUAUGGAGGGGUCCGGCUGCAUCACCCCCACGAGCUUGAAGAGAAUGCUGAGUCGACUCGGCGAUUCCAAGUCCGUUCAGGAUUGUAAAGCUAUGAUCCGAAAGUUUGAUCUCAAUGGAGAUGGCGUUCUCAGCUUUGAAGAGUUCAGAAUUAUGAUGCAUUGAUCCACCCAAUAGAAUAUUUCUCCUUUCCUUUUCAAGUUUUUGUCUGCCUAAUUUCCUUUCGGACGUAUUGAUUGAUGAAAGAUUUCUUCAGCCUUGUAAUAUAUAUUAUAUACAAUUAGAUUAUGAUGGUUUGAACUCA
This is a messenger RNA of Juglans regia (Persian walnut), 1030 nucleotides long. Its product is annotated as putative calcium-binding protein CML19. Gene Ontology annotation, molecular function: calcium ion binding. The record is from RefSeq and is a predicted model, not a curated record. The transcript has a single exon. Lineage: Eukaryota; Viridiplantae; Streptophyta; Magnoliopsida; Fagales; Juglandaceae. Bases 289 to 891 code for a protein of 200 amino acids.